Messenger RNA from Diorhabda sublineata, 2394 nucleotides. Its product is annotated as endothelin-converting enzyme homolog. Gene Ontology annotation, cellular component: plasma membrane. The coding region runs from base 115 to 2325 and encodes 736 amino acids. Gene Ontology annotation, biological process: protein processing. The record is from RefSeq and is a predicted model, not a curated record. Lineage: Eukaryota; Metazoa; Arthropoda; Insecta; Coleoptera; Chrysomelidae. Gene Ontology annotation, molecular function: metalloendopeptidase activity. The transcript is spliced from 12 exons.
GAGACAAACCAUAUACUCUGAAUUCGUAACUACCUGACUGAUUUAAAUGUUGAAUUCGUGAAUGAAAUUAUUAACAUUUACGGACGAUCAGCUGGUGGAAAAGUCAAAUUUAUAAUGGUUAAGUUACUCAUAUUAUUAUUACUUUUAGUACAUGUUUCUGUAUCAAAUCUUUCGAUAGGCUCUGAGGUUUUAUCAACGGAAACUCAGGAUAUUUGGGGAAACAGAAUGAAACGCGCGACGUUAUUGAAGAAGAAGGGCAAUCCUGACGAAUGUAACACUCCCACGUGUGAGCGCUUCACUUCCCAAAUGCUCAAUUCGAUGGAACACGGCGCGGAUCCAUGCGAAGAAUUCUAUGAUUUAGUUUGUGGAAGACGUAUACGUGAAAACGGAUUCACCCGUAGCAAUUUUGAGGUGCUGGAAUAUUACCUGAAUACGAAAAUUACGUACAGAUCCGAAAAGUACCUGCAGGAUUUCAAAAGAUUCUAUGACAGUUGCGCAAAGUUUUCGCAAGAUUUCAACUUUUUGAUGAAUAUAGAUUAUAUUGAUGCUCCGUUGGUAACUUCUGAUAUUACUGAUCUAUUUGUUGAAGCUAUUUUACUUCAAGCGAUGCCCUUUUUUGAUAUUGGAUUAAUCAUUUCGGAAACCAAAGAAAAAUUCCAGUUCUCAUUACCUGUAUCAGGUGUUUCUUAUUUAAAAACCAGGAUUACGGGUUGGUCUGUAUUUGAGGAAAGCGCUGAAGAAUGUUUGGAAAAUUUACAGAACUCCAUAAGUUCGAAAACUAUCGAUAUAGAUAAGUUGCAUGAAGAAUAUAUAGGGUGUAAAAAACAAUUGAUAAAACAAUAUGCUGAAGAUUUUGAACAAGUUAUGAAAGCAAUUGGUAAAAUAACAGAAAAAAACAUGUUCCUAACUGAAUUACUGGAUUUGAUUCAGCGGUUCAUAGAAUCUGCCGUAAAAGCCAGAUCCGAUCAAAAUUCCGGAGAAUUAUUUAAAUCAAUGGAAAUAAAUGAGCUUAAUUCUAAAUACGGUCUCAUUGAUUGGAAAUUGUUUUUCGAAAAACUAACCACGAAUAAAACGUUCAGUGGAAAUGAAAAAAUUCUUGUGAGUUAUCCCAGUCAUUAUGAUUUUGUUUUUCGAGAGUUGCGUAAAGUUGAUAAAGAUAAACUUGUCAGUAUGAUCAAAGAAUUCAUACAUUUUCAAUUAUAUCGGAAUUUGGCAUCUCCAAAACACGUCUCCAACAAAGAAAUUUAUUGUAUGAAUUUAGCUCACGAGCUAAUGCCGGACAUAGUAACAACAAUUAUUUAUGAAAUAAAUCCAGCCAAGAAGAUAUUUUUACCAACACAUUUGACACAAAUGAUGUUCGGCGAUUUGAAACUUUCGUUUGGAAAAUCGAUAAAUAAUUCAAAAUUGGACGAUAUAUCUAAAGAAAAGUUUGGAAAAAAGUUGGAACGUUUGAAUUUGGGAUUGAUCACUAUUGGAGACAUGAACACAACCAGAGAUAAUUACAAGGAUUUGAAAGUCAGGGAUAAUUUUACAGAAAAUGUUGUAAUUCUACUCAAGAAUUAUAGAAAGCGUAUUUACGAAAUUGUUGAUUUGAAAUCUUCUUCAGCGACGCUGUUACAUUAUUUUGUGAGUCCGUUCAAUACGAAACCCGUGACAUUCUACACGAGUAAUGCAAUAGUUAUGCAUCCAGGAGUGUUCAAUGAGGUACCCAUCGGAUUGCCGGAGCAUAUUCGGUUGGCAAAAAUUGGAUUUCCGUUAGCUCAAAAUCUUGCCAAACAUUUUGAUCCAAUUGGUCGUGGAAUUUUGACGGAUAAUAUAAAAACAAACGACGCUUAUUACAACGACUUGAUGAAACAAUCUAAAGAAAUAUUUGAAAAAUUUUAUAUGAAAAUUCCGUAUCCAUUUCACAGGAGCUUCCUCAAAUUUAAGCCAAUAAAUGGUGACGAUUAUAUCAAUGAAUUGAUUUAUGAUAAUGCUGCUUUCAAAUUAGUAACUGACUAUCUGCACAAAAUGAAAAAGAAAUCAAAAAAUUUACCUUGGAUAUCAAGCGGUGGAAUAUCCUUCAAUAAAAGUUUUUUUAUAGCUUUCGCUCAAGAAUUCUGCGAUGACCAAUCUGAAGUUUCUUUUAUGAAAGAUCUGUUCGAAACGAAAACAUUACCUCCUCAAAUAAAAGUUAGAAAUGUUAUAAGUAACUCUCCUUUUUUUGGUGAAACUUUCCAAUGUUCUGAAGGAUCAAGCUUUUGGCUGGACCCCAGUGUUAUAAGACCAUUUCCUUUAUCUCCGCCUGACGAUUAUGAUGAUGAAGAACAAGAUGAAGGAGACUAAGGAAUCACACAACGGAAUAAGUUUCUAUUUCUAUGUAUGUUGUACAAAAUAAAUGUCUAAAGUAGUUCA